Molecule: messenger RNA, 2490 nt
Organism: Biomphalaria glabrata
Lineage: Eukaryota; Metazoa; Mollusca; Gastropoda; Planorbidae
Product: buccalin-like
Exons: 3
Coding region: 453-1232 (259 amino acids)
Source: RefSeq, a predicted model, not a curated record
UUUCUUCUUCUUCGCCCUAGUAGUUGUCUUGGGAUCUAUGGCUAGCACUCGGGCGGGCCUAUAAAUAUGAUAGAAGAAAGUUUUGAGUUGAGAUUUUAAUUUUAUUUUUCGAGAAGUCCCCUCUCAGAUCUGGAACUAUUGUUUCCAUACUUAGAUACAUCAGGCAGGUGCUGAGACCACUGUGCCCAAGAGAUUUAAGAUAGAAGAAAAGUUAGUUUCGCAAAAAGCACCCCCCCCCAAAAAAAAAGUGCUUCAAACUUAUAAAAAGUUUCUCCUCCGUCGUGUGCUUAUAAGUUCUCCUGCGCGCACUCUUUGGGUACUUCAGAAACAGUUUUAGAACACCUUACGGAGUUAACUACAGCACUUCCUGUACAGCUCUAUAGAAUAUACGUGUUCCUCUUGUGAAUUCUCAAAGGUCUAAUAACGAAUCGUUUCAAAGACUUCUCCUCAACAUGUUGCCAAAGAACUGGCUGCACUCUUUCGUCCUGUGCCUUGUAGUGCUUUCUUCCUGCAGGGCUUACGAUCCAGACACAAACGAGUUUGAUGGCGAACGGCCUGAAGAUCUGGUCACUUCAGACAGUCUGGACAAUUCAGAAGCAAUGGACAAACGCAAAUUAGACAGAUAUGGUUUUCAUAUGGGGAUCGGCAAAAGGGACGAUGAGGAAGACGGUGAUUUAGAAGAUGAUUAUGAAAAACGGAGGAUUGACCCGUUUGCCUUCAGUGGCGGAAUCGGUAAACGAAGACUGGAUAGGUUCAGUUUCGCAGGUGGUAUUGGAAAACGUGGCAUCGACAGAUAUGGAUUCGUUGCUGGUAUAGGAAAAAGGCGUCUAGAUCGGUUUGGAUUCAGUGGUGGAAUCGGCAAGAGGGGAAUCGACAGGUUCAACUUCGCUGGAGGAAUAGGAAAACGCCCGAUCGAUCGCUUCAGCUUCGCAGGUGGAAUCGGUAAGCGAGGCUUCGACAGAUAUGGUUUCUAUGGAGGAAUCGGCAAACGACCCUUCGAUAGAUACGCCUUUGCUGGGGGCAUUGGCAAAAGACCGAUAGACAAAUUCGGAUUCUACGGUGGAAUCGGAAAAAGGAGGCUGGACAGAUUUAGUUUCGCUGGGGGCAUAGGAAAAAGGAUCCCGGACUUGGAAGAAGUGUCAGCCGCAGAGCUAAGCGAGGCAGCCAACGAAGUAGAGAAGAGAUCUGUGCCUAGUGCGAAAAGUGAAAAGGAAGCAGUAAAGUCGACGUAAAGUAGUCCAUGACGUCAUUGGUCGAGCGACGUCAUAAGCAGGCAAGAGUAAACAGAAACGCUCGACAUAAGGAAGAAGCAAACGAGAAAGGCGGAUAUUCCAGACGAGAAAUGAAAAUUAUUUCACGAGAAUGGGUGAUGAUGAAUCAGAGACUAAAUUGAACCUCUUUUUGUUGUGUUAUGUUAAGUUUUUGAGAAAUAUUUCAAUAGUGAUGUGACAUCCAUCUCUCUUUGAUGAAAUCCGUGUAAAUACGUUUUUUUGUUUGUUUUCGAUUUGGUUUUUAUCACCUUGAAUAAUGUAUUCAAACGUUAUCAACUCAUUGUUUGUAAAUCGAUAUCGUUGUUCUCCUUCAGUCUCAGUAACAUGUGUACCAUUUUAAUAGCACACCAUUUUGCACAUCUUCAUUUUACUUUUGAUUUUGUAACAACUUGUAACAACAAAUGAAAUUUUUCAAAACAGCAUCCAUCGUUUCAUGAAUCUCUUGUAGUACCAUCCUUUGAAUUUAAUUCUAAAUGAGAUCUAACAUUAUUUCAGCUCUGAAUUUAUUUUGGACCCGAAGGAAACAUUUCUAAUUUGCAUUUUAUUUAAAUUAGACGAAAAUAAUAAAAAAAACUCAAAUGCAAUUGAAUUAGAAACCAUUGGUUGCAUUAGAAAAAUAAUAGUUUCGUAUACAAUGAAUAGUUAUAGAUUACGAUAGAUAUUGACUUUACUAUUUGUGCUAUUCAACUUGUUUAUUCCGGUUACUUAAUGUCUUUAUUUUAUUAUACAAAAUAGCAUUACUAUAUUACUAUAAAAAUAUAUAGAUCUACACAUUUCUUUAUAAUACAGUCGAUUUCUGAACAUUCAUUACAUAGUAUAUGGAACUAAUGAAUGUAAAUGUAUUUAAUCGUCUGAUUAGUGACAGAAAUCAUGUUUAAUGCAGACUGAUGAUUUUGAAAUUUUAUAAUUAGGCAAUAUGUGUGUCUCUCCCCAUUACAAGUAGGGAUAAUUUUUGGCAAAUAUAAUAAUGUAAUUAUUGAAACAUGUUGUUGGUUUCCAUAUUUUAUGACAUUUUAUGUUGUCGCUUUAUUUUUCGUCCUGUUGCUUUCAUCAAAGAGAUGUGAUCGCUAGGCAUAUACUUCCACACCUAGAUCUUUUUUUUUGUUUCAAAUCUAUAGCAAAACAUUGAACCAAUCAGACCAUAUGAGAUAUAUAGAGCUAUAUUUUAUCGCCGCUAUGUUUGGAAUCAAGGAAGUUAAUUAAACUGGGAUUGUCUCAA